AUGCCAGUGCCCGAUCCACUCCCAUUGGCUGACCCUUUCACCGGUGAAUCGUCCAAGGAUGCAGGCUCCAGCAAUUCGGACGACGAGGAUAAUGGCGUGGAGGUUGUUGCUGCGGUGGUCAGAGCAAACGAUCCCACAGAGGGCAUCACCCACAACGGCUCCAUUCACUACCGAGAAGACUCGCAUCCCAGUCUUGGCAGAGGAAGAUUUGUGCUGUGGCAACGGCCGGCGGUAGUACCAAGAGAACCGUCUCCAGUCGAGACCAUUUACGAAAAGGAGCACAGAAAGCGGACCAGUCACUCGCCUGUCAGAAAGUCAUCAUCUUCAACAACUUCCAACAACCAAGCCGGCGGCGGGAGUGACAGUGGUGAGAGCAGCCACAUAGUCAACAGCAGCACUACUGGCCGAUCCGAGACUAUGAGGCCACCUUCAACACAAUCCAAGCCUAUACCAAAGGCUAUGUCCAAGGCGACCUCGACCACAUCAGGCCCCGGAAAACCUCCAGCUCAAGUUCAGGAUGAACAGUCCAGGAGACCGCACCCAUUUGCACCCAAACACAUGCUUGGACCUGCUAGGAAAAGUGUUAGCUCAUCUGCUCCAACUAGAGCUCAAGAAGGAGGACAUAUGCCAUCGGCUUCCCAGGGACAGUUUUCAAAGACUAUGGGCGGGAGUAUAUUCAAGGCCCCUUCACAAACCGCCCCCAGAGCUGCACCGAAUCUACAACAAGCGAGGUAUCCACAACUUCAACGACCACCACACCACUCUUCGUCUUCUACCUCGGCUGAGGCUUCUUUCAGAACCGCCUCACAAACAGCUUACAGCCAGAUUCAGGGACAGCGCUCUAGUGCACUGCAACAUCCUGUGUCCAGCAGUGUGUUCAAGCCUCCAUAUCAAGCCCCUAGGCAACCAAGCUCCCAAGAACCUCCGGGGCACGUCCACAGAGACACGAGGAUACGGCCACCAAACGCAGGCAAUAGCAUAUUAAAUGAUCCAACCAGAGCGUCUUAUGAAUAUGCCCCUCAGCCAACUUCUAGUCAGGUCAAUGACCCUCAAUCAAGAACACAGCAACCUCAUCCUCCCAACAAUGUUUCCAGGCCUCCUGCUCAACCACUAUUUAGGGGAGCUGUUCAACCUCCUAGGUCUGGGUUACUGCUAUCACAACCAACACCGUCGCGGUUAUCACCGUCACAGCCAUCAGACCCAGAUAUCCCACAGCCGUUGGCGACCACGAUAUUACCACCACGACCACAGCCACAACCGCACAUGUCAACCUCCGACUUCACUUCUCAACAUCCGGUUUCAACUUCGGCAGCUUCUAUCUCAAGUGAUGCUGGUUUUCACCCGGCCAUCCAACCUCCUGAGGCUCCAAACUUGACAGUAGAAGACAUAGUGUCCAAGCUCGAAACCUUCGCUUCUACGGUAGGCGAAGACCAUGCUCGUUAUGUUGAGUAUUUACUCGAUGACGCCGAACAGAUGGCCCCAGAGCCAAAACAUCUAAGCAACUAUGACGCUUUCGCCGACAUGCCGGCCCUUAGCGCUACUAAUUCCGACGUGGCUUCUGUUUCGGAGGCCGGAGUAGAAACCAUGGCAUUCAAACUCAAGCUUCACCACGGUGACAACGGAAAGCCCAGGGCUCCCACCAAGGCUUUCGAGUGCCCGGUCGUCAAGAUCAGGACCGACAAGGAGGCUGUCCCCAAAUACAGGUUUCAUCAUACGGAGAUCAAGAAGAACAUUUUGGUUCCAAAUGCGAUGCUCACCUUUGUUCCUCACCUCCGGGACGUGGAUCCAGACUCGCUGGCAGAGAAACAGUACAUCAACUGGCUCAACGAACUGAACAAGUUGGACAGUGACUCUGGAUUCAAGACCGAAAGCAGGGAACAGAAGCAAAAUAAGCGUAUCCGGGAUGAAUAUACCGCCACGCUCUCCAUGUACAUCGAGCCAUGGCUGAAGCAACUAGGUCUCGAUGUUAUUUGUCCCAGAUCGACGCUCAUCCGCUACAUGUUGAGCCAGGAGGAAAACCAAGCACACAUCACACAACAGCAAAAGGAUGCCUUCCUCAACACCUACAAAGACGACGCUGAGUUGUCGCCAAAGGCUGUAGAAGCGGCACGUAUGUUUACCAUCGCAUUUAACAAUGUGUUCGGAAACAACACCGAACCGGAGCGUUCCAUCACCCUUCGCGAAGUCCUGCUCCUCGAAAAGCGCGAGACCGUCGUCGACGAGAAGCGCGCAAAAGAGACACCCCCUCCAGCCGAUACUGAGCGCGACCAAUCAGACAGCAACGGCCUGCUUCCAAAAGUCGAGGCCUCGCUUUCAAGCUACACGGUUCUGGGCUGCAACAUCUGCUUCAGCCACGACUGUGAACAUGGUGAUAUCGACAAGUUCAACUACCACCGGACCUUCUCCCUCGAUAGCGUCGGGGGUGUCAUCCGGGCUCUCAAGCGGAAGUGGGCCGACCAAGUCGCCGCCAUGGGUGGCGACGAUGCAGCUGCGGCAGCAACCUCUAAGAAAGCUAUGCACCUCCCCUGUCACAACGCCUGCUACCGACACUAUGACAUCGGUCCAGCUGUCGCCCCCGUAACUCCUUGGGAAGAUAGUGAAGUCUCGGUUUUGGAGGAUAUGUUUCUCAGUGUCGGGCACAGUCAGACUCUCAAAGCACAAUGUGUGGUGGCCACAAUCUUAGGCCGCAAGUGCUGGGAAGUCUACCGCAAAAUCAAAGAACUUGACCUCACCCUUCCCCACUUCUCGCCACCUCGUCCCAAGGCUGGCCCCAAAGGUGGUCCCCCAGCCAAGGUCAAACCGCUCCCCUGGUAUGACCGUCGCAAGAAGUGUCUCAUGGGCGACUGGCAAGAGCAGACCAGUACCCACGAGGCCUCCCAACGUGAGAUUACGGAACCUUGUCAUCAUGACGGGCCCUGCACCAAGGAGAACAAAGCCUGUGGCUGCGCCAAUGCCUCUCCGCUUCCUUUACUUUGCGAUCGGUUCUGUCACUGCACGGCAGAAGACUGCGCGCUCAAGUUCACCGGUUGCGCGUGUCACUCGAGUGGCAAGACUUGCAUUCAGAAACAAAAGGAGGGAAAGCCGUGUAUCUGCCUCAUGCUCAACCGCGAGUGCGACCCAAUCGUGUGCAAGGGUUGUGGAGCGAAGGAAAGGGCGGAUCCAGACAACGCCUAUGAUGAAGUGUUGCAUUCCACCGGUUGUCAGAACGUCAGUCUCCAACGCGGUGCCACCAAGACCCUUCUGCUCGGUAAAUCCCAGCUCGAAGGAUGCGGCUACGGCCUUUACACGGCAGAAGACAUCGCCCAGGACGAGUACGUAAUCGAGUACACCGGCGAGAUGAUCAGCCACGACGAAGGCGUGCGUCGGGAAGCUCGUCGCGGGGAAGGGUUCGGGCCCAAGGGCAGCAGCUCCUACCUGUUCACUCUGAUGGAGUACGAAGGUAUCUGGGUCGACGCAGCCAUGUACGGCAACGAGUCACGGUACAUCAACCAUGCUUCGGAAAGCGACAAGAGGGCGUGCAAUAUUGGACCGAAGAUCGUGUAUGUGAACUACGAGUACAGGAUCAAGUUCAAUGCGCUUAGGGAUAUCAAAGCCGGCGAGGAGCUAUUUUUCAACUACGGCGACAAUUUCCCAAAUCUUACCAAGAAGCUUCUUCAGGAUCAGGAAAGUGAUGGCAAUGGUUCCCCCAGAAAGGGAAAAGGCAGAGGCAAGAGAGGAGUCAUUAGACCAACUGCAAACUCGAGUAAUCUCGCUGCGCAAGGGACGGCUCGUAAGGCGACUUCCAAGGCUAGUAGCAGCACUACCUCUAAAGGCAAAGCGAAACGCGGCGGCGCUCGCAAGACAGCGGCUACGAUGGAGGUUCCUCCUAGUGAUGACGACGAGGAUGAAACGUGGAUUAAGGAUCAUGUUCCCUUGUAUGAAGAGCAGGAUGAUGAAGAUGAUGAAGAUUAUGACUCAUCUGGUGGGAAAAGAAGGAGAAGGAGGCGGGGUGGGAGGAGGCCGGGAGCUGGGAGGAAGAGGGGCGGGAAGAGGGUGGGGGCUGAGGAGUCGGGUGCAGAGGCGGAGGUAGAUGCUGCUGAUGCAGAGGCUGGUGAUGGUGAUGGUGAUGGUGACAUCCCCAUGGCCAAUGCCGGGGCCGAUGCCAAUGCCAUCUCUGGUCAUCAACCCAUGACUCGUACCCGUCGCGCUCGAGCUGUGUCUGAAAUAAGCGACAGCCAGGCCGAGCGGGACGAGGACGAGGACGAGAACAACGAGGGAAACCAAGACAAGUCAGAAGAUAGCGACGCGCCGCUUUCGCCUUCGAAGGUUACUAGCCGUCGGAGGCGUCAACUUCGCAACGCUCAUACCACAACCACUUCCACCUCCGCCGGCGCCAACGCAACAACUAGCACGGCACUAGCCAACAACACCCGCGCCAGAUCAGCAUCGGCAUCAGCGUCAGCUUACACGACCGCCAUCUCUACUCCCGCUCCUUCUCAACCUGGUGACGGUAACGGUGACGGUACCAGCGAUAACGGCGACGGUGACGGUGAUGGCGAUGGUGAAGGUGAUGGUGAAGGUGGUGGUGAUGGUAAUGAAGCAGAAGCAGAAGGUAACCAGGACCAGGACCAGAAAGAAGGGCAGCAAGAAAAGAAACGCUCUAAUAGAGGCGGCGUACGUCCUGGUGCUGGGAGGAAACCGAGAAAGAUGUUAAGGCACGCUAAUAGUGAGUCUGCUUCUACUUUUGGGUCUGCUUCGGCUUCGGAAUCGGCUGAAACAAGGCAGUGGAAUAGACUGGAGAGUGGUAUUGGUGGUGGUGAUGGCUCUGUCCCCGCCUCCGCGGGGAACGCGCGCCAUCAAUCUUCAAACUCUCCAUCGACAUCUGCCGGCCCCAGUGCCCGUGUCCUCUCCCCAAGCAGAGGCAAAAAGCGCAAAUCAGAUGAAGCAGGCGUUUACUCCAUGGAUGAAGGCUCUUCUGCUUCUGAGCUAGACCAUGUGUCAAAGAGGCGAAAAGCUCCCACUGCCGCUGAGUCCCCGUCGAAAUCAAGCAAGCACAGCAACACUCUCACCCGCUCUUCCCGCGCCACUGCUACCACCGCCACCGAAACCCUGGCUUCGCCGUCCAUAAUGAAAAUCAAGCCGCUCGGAGUCACCGUCACUCGCUCACCAGGUGGCAGUGGCACAGCAGAAAAUGCUUUGCGCGCUCACCAUACCUCUACUAAACACAAUGCUGCAGCCCAAGCUCAACUCUGGGCUGAGCAAUCCUUGAGAACCGCAGCUGCUAAUGCCCGGCAAGGCUAUCAGGCGCAACAAGUCCAGCAGCAACAGAUUCAGCAACAGCGACAACAGGUUCGGCAGGGGCAGCAACAACAACCACAGCCGCAAGAGCCACCUCAGAGUACAGCUAAUAGUAGACUGUACCACACAGCGGCGAACUUCCAACCGUUUACUUCUGAUAACGACGAAGAUGAUGGGGAGGAGGAUGUCGCUUCUGUUGCUUCUGCUGUUUCUGAGGAGGAGGAAGAUGACAGUGAUGGUGAUGGUGAGGGUGAGGGUGAGGACGAGGGCGAGGGUGAGGAUGAGGGCGGUGUUGAAGAAGAGGAUGCGGAUGCGGGUGGAGAUGAAGAUGCUGACAACGGCGAUGAUGAAGUUGAGGAUCAAGAGCAAGACGAAGAAGUCUUCAACGGGUUCACCUCCGAAGAUGGCGCUAGAGCUGCCUCUGGUCGCGAUGCUUCUGAAUCUGAAUCUGCUGACGAUGAUGAAGGUGACAAUGGCCGUGAUGACCAGGAGGAUGGGGAUAGUGAAGAUGACCAGCCUCCUAUCAAGACUCUCCGACCUCGUCGUUCUCAGGUUUCGUCAUCGGAAAAGUCAAUCACUGAGGCUUCAGUGGCUGGCAGCAAAGUUUUACGGCAGCGGUCCAGUCAGAGACAGUCUCAGUCGACAUCUCAGUCCCAAUCAACGGCUCAGUCUCUAUCUCUCUCUCGAGGCAGAAUCGCAACGAGACAAAGCAGCAGCAACACCAGCAAAGACAAAAUCACCACCACAGCCACCAGGGGAACAGAACGGAAACUCACCCGCAGCACCAGCAACGUCAGCAGCAGCACCAGUACUCGCAAACCAUCCAAUCCCAAAUCCAACCCCAAUUCCAGCCGUUCCAACCUCAAAAAAAUCCUCUAA
Messenger RNA from Sordaria macrospora k-hell, 6156 nucleotides. RefSeq lists its product as uncharacterized. Gene Ontology annotation, biological process: heterochromatin formation. Gene Ontology annotation, cellular component: ESC/E(Z) complex; nucleus. The record is from RefSeq and is a predicted model, not a curated record. Gene Ontology annotation, molecular function: chromatin binding; protein binding; histone H3K27 methyltransferase activity. NCBI's taxonomy places the organism in Eukaryota, Fungi, Ascomycota, Sordariomycetes, Sordariales, Sordariaceae.